This is a messenger RNA of Haliotis rufescens (red abalone), 555 nucleotides long. Its product is annotated as ankyrin repeat domain-containing protein 50-like. Lineage: Eukaryota; Metazoa; Mollusca; Gastropoda; Lepetellida; Haliotidae. The transcript has a single exon. Gene Ontology annotation, molecular function: protein binding. The record is from RefSeq and is a predicted model, not a curated record. Bases 1 to 555 code for a protein of 184 amino acids.
AUGUACGAGAGGACACCACUGAUAGGAGCUGCAACAUUUGGCCACAGAGAAGUGUUUGAAUUAGUUGUGGAUAAAGGAGGCAAUACUGCAUUUGUGGAUAUAAAUGAUAAUAACAUCCUACAUUUGGCCUGUCUUGGAGGACAUGUGGAGAUGGUGAAGUACAUCCUCUCACAGAAGAUUGCGGACAUCAACAGUAGAGGAAUGUACGAGAGGACACCACUGAUAGGAGCUGCAACAUUUGGCCACAGAGAAGUGUUUGAAUUAGUUGUGGAUAAAGGAGGCAAUACUGCACUUGUGGAUAUAAAUGAUAAUAACAUCCUACAUUUGGCCUGUCUUGGAGGACAUAUGGAGAUCGUGAAGUACAUCCUCUCACAGAAGAUUGCGGACAUCAACAGUAGAGGAAUGUACGAGAGGACACCAUUGAUAGGAGCUGCAACAUUUGGCCACAGAGAAGUGUUUGACUUAGUCCUGGAUAAAGGAGGUCAUGCUUCACUUGGCCUGCCUUGGAGGACAUGUGGAGAUGGUGAAGUACAUCCUCUCACAGAACAUUUCUGA